Molecule: messenger RNA, 4932 nt
Organism: Schistocerca nitens (vagrant locust)
Lineage: Eukaryota; Metazoa; Arthropoda; Insecta; Orthoptera; Acrididae
Gene: WRNexo
Product: Werner Syndrome-like exonuclease
Exons: 7
Coding region: 134-811 (225 amino acids)
Biological process (GO): nucleobase-containing compound metabolic process
Molecular function (GO): 3'-5' exonuclease activity; nucleic acid binding
Source: RefSeq, a predicted model, not a curated record
UGUGUUGGCUAUACUGACAACUUUAGUUUUGUAAUUUGACAGUUUUGCGCGCGUAAAAUAUGAGUUACGUAGGGAAUAUGUGUAAACAAGAGUAACAGAAUUUGCCAUUUUAUCCAUUUAUAAACUGGCCACAAUGUCGAAUGAACAAAACAGGGUUCGCACUGUGCCAGUGUGGCUUUGUAAAAAGGGGAAUGGUGAAAUACAGGAAGCAGAAUUUCUUCGUUUUAAAGGAGAGAUAAACUACUGUGCAACCGUAGGUGACUGUGGGAUGGCUUGUGAAAGUCUUAUAGAAAUGCUGACAAGUCUAGAUGAAAUGGUUGUUGGGUUUGACAUGGAGUGGCCUGUAAAUAGCAAAACAGGGAGUGGGAAAACAUCACUUAUACAGAUUUGUCAUGAUGAAAAUGUGUGCCACUUAUUUCAUGUCAGCCAGAUGAGGAAUAUUCCUGUGGCUCUUGUACAUUUCCUUAAUCACCCUAAAGUAAGAUUGGCUGGACUCAACAUUAAGAGUGAUCUGUGGAAACUAAUUCGUGAUUUUCCCAUUAAGUUCCAAACCAUGGAUGCAAUGAAAACAAUAGAUUUGGGUGUCCUGGCAAAUAAGGUUUUAAAUUGUUCGCAGAGAUGGAGUCUAGAAAGACUUGUGAGAUAUGUGCUUCACAAAAAUUUGGACAAAAAUGAUGCUGUAAGAAAGAGCAAUUGGCAGCUUGAGUUGCUGUCAGAAGAGCAAAAGCACUAUGCUGCUGCAGAUGCUUUGGCAUCUUUUGUGCUUUUUCAUGAACUUACUUCAAAGAAGAAAGUGAAAUGUGAAAUUUAAUGUCAAUUUUAUGGAUCUUUCAAGUAACUACGAAAUUUUGUAUCUCCUAUUGUAACUUAAGAUGUAUGAAUGCGGUUUUAUGAUUUUGUCUCUAAGACUUUUUCUCCACUUUCAAAAUCAUUGUUAACAAAACUAACAUUGUGUCAUUUUAUAUGCAGAGAAAUUUGUCACAACUUACCAAAUAGUAUGGUGAAACAAAUACUAACAAAGAGAUCGAGGGGCUGGCCAGUACUUACAUCAGCUCAGUACAGCCGAUAGAUACACAUAAAACUGAACUGAAAAUUUACGUUCCUAGCUUUCGGAACAAAUGUUCCUUCAUUGGCGAGGAGAGAGGGGAAAGAAAGGGAAGAAGGGAAAUGAGAUUCAGUUACUCACAACCCAGGUUAUGAAGCAACAGGGAAAGGAAAACAGGGAGGGUAGCAAGGAUGGAGGCAUGGUUGUCAGAGGGAAGCCAAAGAUAUUCUACUGUAAGUACUGUGCCAGCUUCAAACCAAAGAGGAUGCAUACAGAAGUAAAGAGUUAUAUAGUAUAAAGAUAAACACAACUAUGUAGGAUGAAAAGAUGCGUGAAUGGCUAAAGAGGAAAGGGAAAGAGGAGAAGACUGAAGAGUGAAUGGGAGUGAGGUUGUUUAACGUAGGUUCAGUCCAGGGGGAUGGCGGGAUGAAAGGAUGUGUUGGAGUGCAAGUUCCCAUCUCUGCAGUUCAGAGGGACUGGUGUUGGGUGGGAGAAGCCAAAUGGCACAUACGGUGUAGCAGGUUCCUAGGUCCCUAGAAUUAUGCUGGAGGGCAUGCUCCGCUACUGGGUAUUGGGCAUCUCCUAGGCGGACAGUUCGUCUGUGUCCGUUCAUGCGCUCAGCCAGUUUAGUUGUUGUCAUGCCGAUGUAAAAGGCGGUGCAGUGCAGGCAUGUCAGUUGAUAAAUGACAUGUGUAGUUUCACACGUAGCCCUGCCUUGAAUUGUGUAUGUUUUACCAGUAGCGGGGCUGGAGUAGGUGGUUGUGGGGGGAUGCAUGGGACAGGUUUUGCAGCGGGAUCGGUUACAGGGGUAGGAACCGCUGGGUAGAGAAGGUAGUCUGGGAAUAUUGUAGGGUUUAACAAGGAUGUUACGGAGGUUAGGGGGGCGACGAAAGGCAACUCUGGGUGGUGUGGGGAGAAUUUUGUCAAGGGAUGAUCUCAUUUCAGGGGUUGACUUGAGAAAGUCAUAUCCCUGGCGGAGUAAUUUGUUGAUGUUUUCGAGGCCAGGAUAAUAUUGGGUGAUGAGGGGGAUGCUUCUGUGUGGUCUGGGGGUAGGAACAUUGUUGUUGGACGGGGAGGAAUGUAUUGCUUGGGAAAUCUGUUUGUGGACAAGGUCUGCAGGAUAAAAUUGAACAUUUUAUAGUUGCCAGUAGUUUUUGUACAGGUAACGGAUCUUGUGGGGGCCUGCUGCAUCCUUCUAAAGGACUCAAAAAAUUUUAAAGAGAGAACUGAGAUCAAUUGUUUGAAAGAGGAAGGUAAUUUUGAAAGUGGAGCUAAUUGAUUUAAAUACUGUAAUUGUAUCUGUGUACAGAAUUCCUGGAAGUGCUGUAACAAAAUUAUUUUUAUCCAAAUUUCAAUGUUUAUUAGAAAGACAGAAAGAAAAAAAUUGUAAUUGCAGCCGACUUUAAUAUAAAUGUAUUAAAUAAUAAUAAUGAAACUGUAAAUUUUUGUGAUUUAAUUCAGAAAUAUGCUUUUAAUUUAAACUUCACUGAAUGUACUAGAAGAAAUAGCCACUCUGAACCAUGUAUUGACAAUAUUCUGAUAAAUUAUCAGUUUGAGGAUAGAAGAAAAUUCUGUUUAAAUUUAGGCAUAUCAGAUCAUUCAGCACUGCUCAUAGAGCUUCCAAAAAUAGGGAAACUAAAAUACGUGUAAACAUGUUUUAAAAGGAACUUUAGCUAACAGAAUGUAAAUAUAUUUUCUAACAAACUAAGAACUAUAAAUUGGCCUCUAGAUAAUGGUGUGACAAAUGGAAAAAUAUUUCAAAACAUUCCUAAACUGUUUCCUAGGUGUUUUCAAUGAAACAUUUCCCUCUCAAGCCUGGCGACAAAGAGUGGCCAGUAAAAUAAAUUGGAUUACACCAGGAAUAAAAGUUUCUAGUGCCAAGAAAAUACAGCUUCACAAUGAGUUAAAACAUAAAAAAAUGCUGACUUUGUGGGGUAUAUACAGAGACAUAAGAAUACAUUCAAAAAAGAUGUACAGGCAGAAAAAAAAAAUUGGCUAACAACCUGUAUAUUAGUAAACAUGAAAAUAAAUCAAAGGCAAUUUGGGAUGUCAUCAAAUCUGAGUAAGGAACAAGUGCCAAGAAGUUGUCCAAAUAAAAAUUAAAAAUGAUAUAAUUAUAGAUCCUUUUCAAAUGUUGAACUGUUUCAAUGAUUUCUUCAUAAAUGUGGCAAAAUCAGAAGUAGAUAUCACAGCGCACCAGGAAAAGGUAGAUGUCAACUUUGUAAAUAUAAAAAAAUGCAAGCCUCCAAACAUUCAAAAGAAUUAUCCCAAAAGAUGUAGAAGAUGCAUACCGGUAGUGUCUUUGAAAGCUGGGUGGGAUGAAAUUCCAACCACUGUAGUCACGGCUGUUUAUACCAUCAUUUCUCAUCCAGUGUCUAAAAUUAUUAAUCAGUCAUUUGAGGAAGGAUAUUGCCCGAAUGUGUUAAAGUAUGCUUAAAUAAGACCAUUGUUCAAAAAAGGCUCACAAGAUGAAAUGGGAAGUUACUGUCCUAUUUCCCUGCUGCCAGUUUUUGCUAAAGUGAUAGAGAGGAUUGUUACAAAACAUCUUGAAAAUUUUCUUAUAGAAAAUUAUAUUAUAAUUAAAAAUCAAUUUUGAUUUCAAAAUGGGGAAAAUACAAUAAAUGCUAUCUGGGAAUUCACUGAAAAGAUAAGCUCUGCUUUAGACAAGGGUAAAAAGGUCAUAGGUAUUUUUUGUGAUUUGACCAAACCUUUUGACUUGGUCAAUCGCUUACUACUCUACACAAGUUAGAGUGUUAUGGGAUUGUGGACAGGGCAUUGAAGUGGUUCAAAUCUUAUUUGUCAGAAAGAAAACAGAGAGUUACUCUAAAUUCAAAUGGAAAAAAAAUCAUUCUCAGAUUGGAAAAAAAUUUGUAAAGGCAUCUCCCAGAGCUCAGUUUUAGGGCCUUAUCUUUUUCUGUUGUACAUAAAUGAUUUACCUUUAAGCAUUGAUGUUCACUCUCUCAUAAUGGGAAACCUAGAAUUAUGGUUUCAGCAAAAUAGACUGAAACUCAGUGUCACAAAAACACAAUUAGUGCAGUUCAGUGCUAAAACAUCACCAGCAUCUCCUAUAAAAAUAGUGCACGGCAAUCAGGAAAUAACUGAAGCAAGUUAUGUAAAAUUUGUAGGUCUAAAUCUUGACAAAAAUUUAAAUUGGAAGGCACAUGUAGACUUCUUAGCAAACAAACUAAAUAGCCUACCUUAUGUGAUGAAUGUCUUAUCUGGUUCCACCCUUAUGCACACCAGGAAGAUAGUCUGCCACAGCUACUUUGAGACUAUAAUUCGAUACGGAAUAAUUUUCUGGGGAGACUCUAUGAGCAGCUUGAUAUUACUUACACUUCAAAAGACAAUCAUCAGAAACGUGUUUAAUCAAAAAAAAGAACAUCAUGUCACCUAUUGUUUAAAAAAUUAAAAAUACUAACCAUUCCGUCUCUGUACAUCUACGAAUUUUUUAUUUUCAUAUAUAAAAAUCAAAACACACUUGGCAAUUUUCAUUUCAAUCACAAUUACAGUACUUGUCACAGGCACAGCUUCAAACUUCCCUCUCAUAAUUGAAAACUUUACACUCAAACGCCAUUGUACAUGGGAUUAGAAAUUUACAAUAAAUCAAGUAAAACAAAUCUGUUAGAUAUGUAGUUUGAUCCACUAAAAAGAUUGUUAUUUAACACACUAGCGGAAAAAUGUUAUUAUUCAAUUCAAUUGAAUUCAUGCCGGACAGUUUGGCAAUUAGAAAAGAAAACAAACAAUAAAGAUUAUGUAUUGUGUAAUAAACUGUUAAUAUAUUGUAUAAAUUGUACUGCAAGCUGCAAAAUGACCAUAAGUGUUAUAUAUGUUCUUGUUGAAUUGUUCAUGUGUAAAAAUACAGAAAUGCGUGCUUAAAUAUGUUAAUU